This is a messenger RNA of Acyrthosiphon pisum (pea aphid), 6443 nucleotides long. RefSeq names its product fatty acid synthase. The transcript is spliced from 28 exons. Lineage: Eukaryota; Metazoa; Arthropoda; Insecta; Hemiptera; Aphididae. The record is from RefSeq and is a predicted model, not a curated record. Gene Ontology annotation, biological process: fatty acid biosynthetic process. Bases 171 to 6320 code for a protein of 2049 amino acids. Gene Ontology annotation, molecular function: fatty acid synthase activity; oxidoreductase activity.
GUUAUUUCGAUUUCUAGUUGCGUGUCACUGUGUGAUAGCAAUAAUAAUAUAUAAUAUCGACACAUCGACUUACCAACUAAUACAAAAUACAACCGUGAGCCGUACGUGGUUCAUUCCCGAGACAUUGUCAACAUUCGAUUAUUUCCGUUGUCUUCCCUGCACGAACGCGAAUGAUGGCGCCGAACGCAGAAAGCCAGAAGUACUAUAAAGACGAUGAUAUCGUGAUUUCCGGUAUCUCUGGCCGCUUCCCGAAUUGCGAGACAUUCGAAGAGUUCAAAGAAAAACUGUUCGACGGCACGGACAUACUUGACAAAGAACAGAGCAGGUGGCCAGCUGGUAUUUGCGGUGCAGUAACCAAGAUUGGAGUCCUCAGUAAUUUGGAGAAAUUCGAUUCCACAUUUUUCAAUGUACAUCCAAAAUUGGCUGAAAGGUUGGACCCACAAAUCCGUACUAUGCUGGAGAGUACAUACGAAGCGUUUGUUGAUGCCGGUGUGAAUCCGACUUCUUUGAGAGGAUCGAACACCGCAGUGGUUGUGGCGACAACGAACAAUGAUUACGCCGAUUGGUGGUCCGCCGAUCCAACCAGAGUAAAUGGUUACGAGUUUUUGGGGUGUACUAGAACCAUGUUCCCGAAUCGUAUUUCGUACUCGUUCGAUUUGAAAGGGCCCAGCUAUGCCGUCGAUUCCGGGUCUUCAGGAAGUCUGAUGGCUUUCGAACACGCGUAUAGAAUGCUCAAGACCGGAGUGGUGGAUGGUGUAGUGGUCGCCGGGUGUUCGUUGCUGCUCAAUCCCGUGCUGUCGGUCAUGUUGCAGAAGAUGAACAGCGUAUCACCGGACGGAAAGAGCAGGCCUUUUGACGCCUCAGGCCAAGGGACCGCCCGCAGCGACGCCGUCGUCAUCGUGUACAUGCAGCGCGCCAAAAACGCCAAACGGGUGUACGCCACCGCAGUGAGCGCGCGCACCAACACCGAGGGUUUCCGUUUAGAAGGAGCCAUUUACCCGACCAACGUGCAGCAGAUCGAACUGUUUCGAGAGGUCUUGGACAUCGCCAAAAUCAGUCCAGCCGAUGUUGACUACGUCGAGAGCAGCGCCUGCGGCGACCAGUUGGGUGACGCCCAGGAAUUGAACGCCGUAACAGAAGUGUACUGCAAGAACCGCACCAAACCACUGUUGAUAGGAUCCGUGAAAUCAAACAUGGGCGACGGCGAACCGGCUUCCGGACUUUGCGGCAUCGUCAAAACCGUGUUGGCCAUGGAACGUCAGGAAAUCCCGCCGACGCUCCACUACAAUGCUCCAAACCCCCGGGUUCCAGCCCUGAAAGACGGUCGGCUGCUUGUCGUCAACAAAUCUUUGUCAUGGAACGGGCGGUAUGCAGCUGUGAAUGCGGUGGGUAUCGGUGGACAUAAUGCCCACGCCCUGCUGAAGGCCAACGAGAAGCCAAAACGGCCACAGCCUGAGGAAGCCAUUCCCCGGCUAGUGAUCGGGUCUGCAAGAACCGAAAGCGCGAUCAAUUACAUGUUGGACAGGAUCGAAGGCAUGCCUAGAGAUCCUGAGUACUACGGUCUAUUGUACGGAGUUCAGAGUCAAAACAUUCCUGGUCACAAUUUCAGGGGAUAUAGCAUUCUCGGCGAGACAAACGCCCGCGAAGCAGUGACCAUUGGUGUAGGCAAACGUCAAGUGUGGUACGUCUUCUCCGGAAUGGGAAGUCAAUGGACUGGCAUGGGUCGCGACCUGUUGGCUCUGCCACCGUUCCGUGCAUCGAUCGAUAAGACCGCCAAUACGCUGAAAAAUCUCGGGUUGGACCUCUACGCCAUUUUUGAAUCAAACGACAAAACGGUCUUCGACAACGUAUUGAAUUCGUUCGUCGGGAUCGCUGCUAUACAGAUCGCUUUGGUAGAUGUUCUCACUGCUGUCGGUAUUACUCCCGAUGGAAUCGUUGGGCACUCGGUCGGAGAAUUGGCUUGCGCAUAUGCCGACGGAACUUUGACAGCCGAACAGACCAUAAUUGUCGCCUAUUGGAGAGGCCGCAGUCUUCUAGACCUGAACUUGCCCCCGGGCGCAAUGGCAGCAGUUGGCUUGUCUUGGGAGGAGGCCAAUGCUCGAGUUCCUUCCGACAUCGCUGUGGCUUGCCAUAACAGCGAAGACGGUGUCACGAUUUCCGGGCCACCAGAUUCAAUCGCACAAUUUGUGAACCAAUUGAAAUCUGAAGGCGUGUUUGCGAGGGAAGUCAACAGUUCUGGAAUCGCAUUCCAUUCAUGGUACAUCGCUGCAGCGGGACCAGUAUUUAAGAAAAAAGUCGCAGGCAUAAUUUCAAACCCGAAAAUGAGGUCAUCUAAGUGGAUCAGCACGUCUAUCCCGGAAUCCAGGUGGAACGAACCACUGGCGCAAUUUUCGUCAGUGGCAUACCACGUAAACAACUUGGUAUCUCCAGUUUUGUUUAACAGUGCGUUGAAACACGUACCCGACAACUCUGUGGUCAUCGAAAUCGCACCGCACGCGCUCCUCCAAGCCAUACUGAAACCAAGCGUCGGUUCCAAGUGUACGCUCGUAGGUUUAGUACGAAGAAAUCACUCGACGGUAGCGAAUUUGUUGUCUAGCAUCGGAAACCUGUUCAACGCCGGACUGCAACCAAAAAUAGAAAACCUGUACCCACCAAUCAGCUAUCCCGUGUCCAAGGGUACGCCAUCACUGCAGCCAUUGGUCGAAUGGGACCAUUCUGACAACUGGGACGUGAUCACUUUUAUUGAAAACGAAGUCGCGUCGUCCGGCGAAGUCAAACUAGAAGUGGACACCGAAAACGAAACGUACAACCACCUCAGGGGCACAUACGUCGAUGGUGUCGAAGCCCUUCCAUACGCAUCAUACCUCACAUUCGUGUGGACAGCUCUAGCUAAAUUGCAACUGUCCACUACUGAUAAACUUCCCGUUGUUUUCGAUAACGUUCAAUUCUUCAAAACAUUACCUAUCCCAGAAAAUGGAAAAUUCAGUUUUACUGUUAACAUUUUGGCGGGCAGUGGAGAAUUUGAAAUUCGAGAGAGUGAUAUCGUUGUAGCGUCAGGUUUCAUUCAUAUCCAACCAUCUGACGAACAGAUGCAAUUGCCAGAGCUUAAAUCAUACGAAGUCGAUCAGUUAUCGACCGCUGAUGUUUACCAAGAGCUUGUGUGCAAAGGAUACAAGUACAGCAAAAGCUUCCAAGGCAUCAACUUGGCCAGUAACAACGGUAAUUGUGGACGUAUCGCUUUUGAUGGAAAGUGGGCACCUUUCAUUGAAUCGUUGUUGCAACUGCACCUGUUGAAACUCGACACUAGAGAUCACUACGCCAUUAAAUACUUAUUCAAAUUGAGCGUUUAUCCGGAAAAACAAUACAAAUCCUUGAUUUCUAAUUGUGCGUCGUUCAGUGUUUACGAAAACAUUGGCGUGAUUAAAUCCGCUGGAGUCGAGAUUAGAGACGUCAGGUCGACAUUGGUCCCCGUCCGAAAAGAAUUACAGCAAGAUUUCGAUUUGGAGUCUUAUAUAUUUUUGCCAUUCGUGUUAGAAGAACCCGUUAGUGAACCACUCAAGAAUAUCGUUCAAAUUGUAUUGGAAAACGCUUACGAAUCUUUUGACGUGUCGGAAGUAGUAAUCUCUGUACAACAUGAACUUUUAGUCCCACAAAUCUUAAAUCUGGUCAACGCAAAAUCUUCAUUCCACAUCAAUGCUAAUGUCUAUGUUAAAGACGUAAGCCAAUACCAGUCCAAUAAAUUUGUGGCUUACUAUGAACAAGAUUUGACAACUAGUGCUUUGGAAAAACCAUCAUUCCUCGUAGUAGCAAACGGUGUCAUUGACAAUAAACAACUACUGAACAACAUACUAUCGGGUGUCAAAAACGGAGGUUUCUUGCUAACCGUAGAACGUAAAUUUGAUUCAAAAUUCAGACAAGUUGAAGUAGACGUGAUUGCGAAGUACUCAGAUGGUCAAAAUUUAUACAUUUUGUUAAAAAAGAACAUCGAUGUACCCACUCCAAUCGCAGUAUCUGUUGGAAAUUCAUUCACCUGGGUCGAGUCAUUAAAACAGAAAAUUCAAAACGCUAACAACGAUAACCGAGAUAUUUUUUUGAUCAGUCAAAAUUUGGAAAACACUGGUGUGAUUGGAUUAACAAAGGGCCUGAGACAAGAACCAAAUGGCAAAUUUGUCAAAUGUGUGUCAAUUAAAGAUAACAAGGCGCCCUUGUUCUCCGUGUCAGCUCCGGUAUAUCAGGAACAACUUAAGAAAGGACUGGCCGUCAAUAUGUUUUUGGGCGGUGCUUGGGGUACGUGCAUGUUCGCUCCGUACAAACAAGCCAAAGUUCAGGUAGAACAUGCUUACAUAAACACCACAAAAUCUGGCGAUGUAAACAGUUUACAAUACAUAGAAGGAAAACUAUCAACUUUCAACCCUAAAGAAUACCCAGAUUAUGAUCUAUAUUACCCGUACUACGUUCCACUCAAUGGCUUGGACGUGAAAAUGGUAAACGGCACACUUCAGUGUAAUGGAAUUUCUGGAGAUAUAGCGCAACAAGGUAGCUUCCUUGGUAUGGAGUUUGCUGGCCGCAGCGCCAGUGGUCAGAGAGUACUCGGUUUGGUACCCGGCGGCGCUUUGGCUACUUCAGUUCUAGCGCACAAAGAUCUCGUCUGGCCAUUGCCUGAUGAGUGGUCUCUGGAAGAAGCUUGUACUGUGCCGAGGACUUACAGCCUGGCCUACUACGCGCUUGUCGUGCGGGGAAACAUCCAACCGGGCGAAUCCGUUUACGUGCACGCCGGCGCUACCGGGAUAAGCAUUGCCACCAUCGCCGUGUCUCUCGAAUUGGGAGCCAUCCCGUAUGUAGGAGUAUUCAACAAGGAACAAAUAGUGUUCCUGAAAACACGGUUCCCGCAACUGAACGAUGACAGUUUUGCUGAUCUGGCCAGUGGUGGAUUCGAGCAACACCUACUGGAGCAGACCCAAGGUCAGGGGGUCGAUCUGAUAUUCGAUACUUAUUCCGUGAUCAACAAACGCCAAGAGUUCGUCAACUCAUUGGCCGAGUACGGCCGAUUGGUGGACGUUGAAGUGUUCGCACCAGUGUCCGACUCAUUAGGGGUGUCCGGAAACUUGAAGAGCAUAACAUACAGCAAGAUCUCGUUAAGCAACAUUCAUUUUUCGCCAUCCGAAAUCAAAUACAUCCAAAGGUUGGUUGGUCAAGGUAUCCGGAGCAAGAAAGUGCAACCACUGGCAACCACCGUUUUUCCAGCAAGUCAGGUGGCCGAUGCGUUCAAGCACAAUGUUAAUCACACCAACGUAUUAGGAAGAACUGUAAUUGAAAUCCGCAAAGAGGAAGAUAAGGUAAACGCAAUUCCGGCCAAGAUAACCGUCGCUGCGUCCCCAAAAUUAUUCUACACUCCUGAAAAAGUGUUCGUCGUUAGCGGAGAUGAAGAGAGCUUGAACUUGGAAUUGAUUCAACAUCUAGCGCAUAGAGGAGCCCGAAAAUUUGUUUUAGUAUCGAAAAUGAACAACAAACCGCAGUCUGGUUAUAAGACGUUGACGUUGAGACGGUUAAAGAACAAAAACGUUACCGUGGUCGUAUCGUUUGCCGACCCGUCAACGGUGAGAGGCGCCGAAGAAGUACUGAGAGAAGCGGUAGCCCUCGGCACGGUCUGUGGUAUAUACCACAUAACCACUGCUCCGGAGACCAGAAACUUGCAAUCGCUGAGCGAAAACGAUUUUUCAGCGACGAAAAAGUCCGUGUCCGAAGCAGUUGCCAAUCUGGACACACUGAGCAGGAGAUUGAUUCCCAAACUUGAAUCGUUCGUUGUUCUCGCUCCGGCUGUGGCGUCACGUGGAGCUAAAGCCAAGUCCAACUACGUAUUUGCGAAUGCGGAUGUGUUUAGGAUUUCUGAAGUCCGCAAAAUCUCGGGCUACCCAGCAGUGGUCAUAGAAUACGGCGCGAUCGAAGGUUGUUCGGACAUGUUCAACAGUCCAAACUUCAAACCGGCGUCAAUCGUUUCAGCGCUGAGCGUCCUGGACGUUGUCACCAAACAGCCACAGAACCCUACAGUCGUGUCGUACUCAAAGUUCAACGGUCCGAAUUACGACGAUUCGGAUGCCGCGACUCCAUUGUUAUUGACAAUUGCCAAGAUUUUCGGUUACAGGGCCUUGUCGGAAGUCGAACAGACGUUCAAUCUCGCUCAGCUCGGCCUGGACACGUUCCUCGCUCCACGCGUCCAAGAAGCCAUCCGACAACAUACCAACGUGGUCCUGGAAAUCGAAGAACUCAGAAAAAUUACGUUCCCUGGUCUCCGAGCCAAGAUUCUCGAUUUACUCGCCUGAAAUACCGUGCAUAUAUUAUUACACUGUUGUUAGACCUGAAUGUUAUUAAUUGUAUUUUAUUUCACCGAGCGCGUGUAAUGCUCUUAACUUUUAAAUAAACCAAAUGAAAAAUAGUUAUAGAAA